AACUAGGCCUUCUCUUUGUAUUGUGUUUCAAGAAAUUCCAUAUUCUUCUGAUCCCUCCAAGGGACAACAAAACAAAUAACGACAAAAACAGCCUCUCGUAUUGUCGCCAACGCAGCCAUGGAAAAAAAACAAAAAAAUCCUUCAGGACAAUUGCUUUAAUUUCAAGUUUCAUUGCUCGCCUUUGCACCGCAACCUUUCCAGAGACCUCUUCCCCUACUUUCCAUGGAUUAGGAUUUAGGAUAACUCGGUCACAAAGCUUGGGAAUUUCCUCGGGGGUUUUCUUGGGUUCUCAAGGAAUUUUAUGACCCACUUUUGAAUUUGGAUUCACUGCUGAUUUUGAAACAGUAAUUCACAGGCGGAACCAGUGUGUUUUCUCUGUUCAUCUGACAUGGUUGAAUGAUCGAAGAACAAUGGCUAUAAUGUUGACCUUGUAAUCUGCUUUUGAAUGGCUCAGGAGGAUGGAGCAUCAUCAGUAACCUCAUCGCCUCUUCAGUUCUUUCCCUGGAUGUCGAUAUCUCCAGGAUAUGGAUCACCAUACCCGUGGCUUAGGGAACUGAAAUCUGAAGAGAGGGGUUUGUACUUGAUUCAUCUUCUUCUUGCUUGUGCUAACCAUGUAGCUGCUGGUAGUGUUGAGAAUGCAAAUAUUAGCCUUGAGCAGAUCUCCCACCUAGCAUCUGCUGAUGGAGAUACCAUGCAGCGAAUUGCGGCUUACUUCACUGAGGCACUCGCUGAUAAGAUUCUUAAAAAAGGUUGGCCUGGUUUGCAUAGAGCCCUCACCUGCACAAAAAAAUCCUUGGUAUCUGAGGAAAUUCUUGUUCAGAGAUUAUUCUUUGAGCUCUUCCCCUUCCUAAAGCUCGCAUAUGUGAUCACAAAUCAGGCCAUUAUAGAAGCAAUGGAAGGGGAGAAAAUGGUACAUAUUAUAGAUCUCAAUUCAUUUGAACCUGCACAGUGGAUUAAUCUACUUCAGACAUUAAGUGCACGGCCAGAAGGCCCACCCCAUUUGAGAAUUACAGGUAUUUGUGAACAGAAAGAAGUGUUAGAGCAAAUGGCUCUUCGGCUGACAGAAGAAGCUGAAAAGUUGGACAUCCCAUUUCAGUUCAACCCUAUAGCGAGCAAACUAGAGGAUCUAGACAUAGAGAGUCUGCGCGUCAAAACCGGAGAAGCUCUUGCUGUCAGUUCUGUACUCCAGCUGCACACUCUCUUGGCAGCUGAUGAUGAAAUGCUUAAACGAAACUCACCAUCAGCAUCAAAGAAUCCAAAUUGUAACCACUUUCAGAGAGCUUUACAGAUAAACAAAAACCAACGUACUUUGGGUGAAUGGCUUGAGAAAGAUUUGGUCCAUGUUUGUGGUGCGAGUCCUGAUUCAGCUUUGUCCCCACUAUCUCUAGCUCCUUCGCCAAAGAUGGGCAGCUUUCUAAGUGCACUUUGGGGCCUUUCACCAAAAUUGAUGGUGAUCAGUGAACAGGAAUCAAACCAUAAUAGUUCUACUUUAAUGGAGAGGGUCACGGAAGCAUUGAACUUUUAUGCUGCACUGUUCGAUUGCUUGGAGUCUACUGUAUCAAGAGCAUCAAUAGAACGACACAAGGUUGAGAAGAUGCUAUUUGGAGAGGAAAUUAAGAACAUCAUUGCAUGUGAAGGCAUUGAUAGAAAGGAGAGGCAUGAGAAGCUGGAGAAAUGGAUUCUAAGGCUUGAGUUGGCGGGGUUCGGGAGAGUUCCUCUGAGCUACCAUGGUAUGUUGCAGGCAAGCAGGUUGUUGCAGAGCUACGGCUAUGAUGGAUACAAGAUCAAAGAAGAGAAUGGAUGUUUGGUUAUUUGCUGGCACAGUAGACCACUUUUCUCUGUAUCAGCUUGGAGAUUUAGGAGGUAUGAUUGAGAGACAUUGAGAGCGGGCAGAUUGUAAUUUUCUUCCUGUUUCGUGUAUAAAGGAUGUUAAGGUUUUUGACUGUAAUUGCAUAGUGUUCCCUCUGUUUUACAUUUUUUUCCUGGUUAGACUUGCUUAUUUCUCCACCUUUUUUUUUCUUUUUCUGUGACGUAUAAUGAUAAUUCAGAUGGAGGUUUAUUUGUUUAUCCAGAA
Molecule: messenger RNA, 2074 nt
Organism: Hevea brasiliensis (rubber tree)
Lineage: Eukaryota; Viridiplantae; Streptophyta; Magnoliopsida; Malpighiales; Euphorbiaceae
Product: scarecrow-like protein 3
Exons: 3
Coding region: 446-1873 (475 amino acids)
Biological process (GO): regulation of DNA-templated transcription
Cellular component (GO): nucleus
Molecular function (GO): DNA-binding transcription factor activity; sequence-specific DNA binding
Source: RefSeq, a predicted model, not a curated record